AAAAAUCACCCAGAAAAUUAAAUUUUUAAGUUUAGCAAAAAGUAUUUAUAAAUGUCCUUUUGAAAAAUGUAUAAGGGACUGACGCAGAUUUCGUUGCCAAAGCCAUGAUUCUUAUUUUAUUUCUCUCGAAUGGAGCUUGAAAAUAAAAAAAAUGUCAAUUUAUAGUCCGUACGAGUUUUGUUUCGCUAUAAAUUUAAAGUAUUUAUCGCGCGAGCUCGGAGUUUAUAAUUUGUUUACGCCUUGCGACAUCGAUACGAAAUUGUUACUUUUUAACAGUAAAAUUUUGCAAUGAUAAAAAUAAGUCGCGAAAAGUGUAUGUGAUGAAAAUUACUGUUUCAUUGGAGUAAAAAAUUAAUUAAAAUUAAUUUCUCAUUCGUAUUACAGUAACGAUCGUCAUUCGCUUCUUCGCCCUCGUAGUGACAUAACCUCAAUAUCCAAUACCCAAUCUCACGCUUGAAAAAACACACACACAAGUGUAUCACCCACAUAUUGAGGUUCGUUCGCGUUGCACCUCGACCUCGCGUCCACACAAUGCUAGACCUUGGCCCAGAAGAACCACCGAAAAUAGCAAGAUGCCGGCUCGUGAAACGCGAAGAUUUCACCGGCAUCCGCCGGCUCGUCCGCUGUCGCACGCUUGACACUUUUCCCGACGCCGAGCGCUUCGGAGCCAUUUACGAAAAAGCCGUGCUCUGCUUACUACAAGAAAACGAAGCAAACGAGAUCGCCUCGGCGAUGUUUCUGUGCAACCAUCCGAGCGUCCCGGCGCUUUCCCGAGGAGAUUGGCUGACCUGGUUACACGGGCUCUACGCGCUGAAAAAGUCAACGGAGAUGAACACGUUGUUCGUGCACUUCCUCGUUUGGGACGAUCGUUACGGGGACUGUUUCCUGGGAGAGCUGUUGAAGGCAACUUUCUACACGGCCGCGCUCUGCAAUUACGUCAUUGUGGUGCAGCCACCGGGAACGACACCAGCCUUUCGGAUUCCCAAAGAAAUGACGAGACUAGCGCCGAUUAACGAGACCCAGGAUGUCGAUGCUCAGGUGCUCUACGUCGGCGACGAGAGCCAAUUCCUCCCCGAAAUAAAGUACCGUCUGGCCGUCGAAGAAGACAACGACGACAUUAUCCAAAUGCUGGACGCCGAGUCGAGCGCGCUUCGGUCUCGCUACGGCGACUAUUACGUGAGCGAGUUGGCCCGCCACCCGGUCGACUCGCGGCGACUCUGCAUCUCGGAAAACCGAGAGAACGCGAUAACCGGUGUCCUGGGCCUCAACAGCUGCCUCGAUCUCGAUUUACUGAACGACAAGUUCGAGCUCGGCGCCUUUGCCGGGCUCUGGAAAACCAUCGAGCCACCCGAGAUUGGGGCCGAAGACGACUGCGAAGAGGCCGAGUGCUUCGAGUACCCGUGGGAUGAUUCAGCAAAUCGGAGCGACUUACUAAAACUUAUUCUGAAAGACGCGAGGGACAAAGAUCGGAGGCAAGAGAACAACGCCUUUGCCGUGGAGCUCCUGAGUUUCUCCAGCUCGUUCGAGGAGCUUCGUUCCCGGGGCCUCCUGGGCGCUGGCUUCGGCUGCUUCCCCAACCUCGACUACUGCGUCAUCCUCGUGCCGACCGAUCGGCCCUACUUUCCGUUCCUCGACGAGUUCACGAGAGUGCCCCUCAAGGCCGAUCGAGAUUUCCCCAUGGCGCUGUACGUGACUCACCGGAUGGUGGUGCGCGGCUGCUUCGGUGCGCGUCUGGCCCACCCGAUGGAUUACCUCGAGGUGUCGAGGCUCCUUGACGGCGUGGCCGAUCACUCGUCGGACUGGCGAUCGUCUGGUGCGUUUUUACCUGGCGUUGCGUAUACAUGGAACGCUCCCUCGAUACCGAUCUCCACUUCCCGUGGCACAAGCAGCAGUAGCAGCGAGGCGGAAGUUGCCGUGCUCCGGCGGCGCUAUCGCGUGGAGGAUCUGGCGCCAAGAGCAGCAGGACAGCAAUCGGCCGGUCGGCUGGUGCGGUUACAUCUACUACCGGUCUUUGGCGCGCGGCUUGGCUUCUUUAUCUCGGAGAUCGCCAGGCUCGCCGAUCGCCCCCUCAUGUUCCACAGAUCGAAGCCCCUGGAUGACGCCGAGGUGCACUUGCGCGCCGAUCUGUCGAGGUUUAUGCAACCGGUCGAGCCGAGGAUCCGCAAUUGGCCCCAAUUCCAGCGUCUCCGAGCCGAGAAGAGCGAUGACGAGGAGCUGUCGGCGCUGUACGUCUUUACGCCGAGAUUGACGCUGAUCGGCAAGGAGAUCGUCAACGCGAAGAUCGUCGUGGUCGGGGCCUCGGACUGUGGGCUCGCCUUUGUCGACGCAUUAACUACGGGAUUCAAGUACAGAGAGCUCCGAUUCGCCGAUGUAACACUGGUGUCGACCAACGGGCGCACGAGCGAUCCGUGGAGCGAAAAAUUCACGCCCUUCCGGGGACGAUACUGUUGCGCCUAUCGAAGCCUCACCCCCGCCAAUUACAACGUGGUCAGAGGCACCGUCGUCGCGAUCGACAGGAAGGAGAGGUGCGUACGGGUGAAAAACUCGGGGAUCCUCACGUACGAUUACCUCGUACUUGCGUGCGGCACGCCGUUCCGGAGGCCCGAGUUCAACAGCCGGCAAGAGGACGAGUCGAUCAAAUCGGGUUUCCAGACGCCGCCGAAUUGCUUCACGAUCAACGACGAUUUCGAGGCGAAAGCGUGCUUGGAGGAGAUAAAGCUCAUCACGAAGGAUUUCACGGUGGAAAUAUCGGUAGUCUUUCACGGCCGCGGUUUGGAGUGCUACUGCGCUAUGGCCGGUUUCCUCGAGCUGGGCCUCGAGCCCGGAUGGCUCACGUUGAUCGAGCCGGUCCGCCACGAUGACGUUUACGGCGAUCGGCCGGCCUUCGAGGACGAUCCCGAAAUCAAGGAGACAAUGCGGGAGGUGCUGGAGAUGAUGGGCGUGAGGAUUAUGGCGAAUUGCGAGCUGGUUGACGCGAUGGUCGAGGAAGGCUCGGAGCUGGUGAAAUACCUACGAGUCGAGAGCGACGGGGAGGGCGAGUCGAGCGAGCACGUGGACUGCGACGCGCUCAUCAGCUUUCAUGCGAGGGGGCCUUCCUUCGAGACGUGCUCUGCUAUCGAGGAGGCCGGUCUCGUGAUGUUCGACGGCCGCCUCGUAAUCGACGGGGAAUUCAGAACGAACGACAGUCGCGUCUUCGCCGCCGGCACGAUGACCAAGUACUCGAGCAAAUUGACGAGAACCGACAUAUGCCGCGAACUCGGGCACCUCCACAACAGCGUGGAAGUCGGCGAGAAGUUGGCCGAUACUUUCGUCAAGAUGGUAAUGAGCCGCAAUGAGGAUGGUAAAAGUGCCGAAGACGACGGCUGGACGAGUCUGGAGCCGAGAGUGCCCGGUUGCCUGUACCGAAAGCCCGUGUUGGCAAGUUGCGUGCUUCCAGGCGGCUACCGGUACCUCAGAGUGGAAAAGCCCGGAAAACCCGAGCCGUGCGCGGAACGUGGCGUGUUUACCUCGGGAUCUUGCGCAGCCGAUACCGGAUACUUUCGACUUUGUUUGAGCGAGUACCGAAGCUUCGAGGGCAUUACUUGCUUCCGUAAAACGGACUUUGAUAUUCAGACCAUCGCGGCGAUGUACGGCAAACACGAGGCGGUAAUGGGCGGUUUCUUGCACUUGGAAAAUAACAAUCUGUUCGAGUUCUUCGACCAAAGCUGGACCGCUGCUCUGUUCAACGACUACUUUGACGAUUUCCGGAAAAAGUGCCAAUUCACCAUCGCCAAAAAAAUACUCAGCACCGUACUAAUCAAUUUUCAUAACUACUUCUUUACAUUUCAUCGAACGAAAUACUACAAACUAGAACGAAAAAAAAAAAAAAAAAACACAUGCACACCGCGAUCGCAGAGCUCGCUCGACAAACUGAAGCGCGUCCUGUCGGAGUGGCGGAAGAAGGACGAGCAGCCACAGGAGACGGAGGACAUGCUGGCGGAGUUCGUCGAGAGCCACGAGAGCGAGCUGCCGAUGUACUUGACGCCGGGGAGGAAGAGCCAACUUCUCCGUGAAAUCGAGGCGAUGACGAUUCACCGGUUGGACAAGGACUCCAGUGGCUGCGAGUCGGCGACGUCGUUGGAGGAAGAUACGCGAUCGGACGUCCUUAAAUUCGACGUCUUUUGCUUGCAGGACUAAUACCUCGUGCCCGGGUUUUCAUUUGUCAAUUCAUGGGAUGUUCACUACUCCGUUAAAUAUUUGUGAUUUUUAAUAUUUGCUUGCGAAAAUAUAUACUCGUAGGUAUAAAAUGUAAUGCAACUUCCAAUUCAAUACAAGUCUUUGCAAUUUCACGUCAAAAGUAGUUUUGAAAAGUUUUGUUUUCAUACGAUUUUUUUUUAAUAUGAAUCAAAUAAUUAUUAAUCGUGAGUGUGUGAAACGAGUAAUUAUUCGUUUCGAGUGGCCAAAAUCCCGAAGUUUGAAAAAGAAUUUUUUUUUAAUUUUACGACAGCAAAAUAUCGUCCUUUUCGCGAUAUCUGCAUUAUUUCAGGAGGUAUGGCGAUUUUUAUUUAUGAAUAUCAUUAUUAGUCCAGAAAUAUGAAACUUGGAGCACAGCCACGACUUUUUUCGGGCUUUGUGUGGUAUAAUAAACUAAACUAUAUAAAACAUAAGAGCAAUGGGAAGGAGUAUCCAAUAUUUUCGAGUGGCUACAGUUUAAAAUAUAUAUUUUUAUGUCCAUUUUCAUUAUCACGGAAUAUCAUCCUCUUCGCAAUAUCUGAGAUGUAAAGCGAUUGUUUUUUAUAAUUACCGCAACAUCCUACUUUUCGCGGUAGGAGGCGAAUCGCCAUUUUCCCGAGCGACCGCAGCAUCCUCCACAGCGCAUAUACCUGUACUUGCGGAAAACCCAAACAGAGAGAGAGGGAGAGAAC
Messenger RNA from Copidosoma floridanum, 4904 nucleotides. Its product is annotated as cilia- and flagella-associated protein 61. NCBI's taxonomy places the organism in Eukaryota, Metazoa, Arthropoda, Insecta, Hymenoptera, Encyrtidae. Gene Ontology annotation, molecular function: oxidoreductase activity. The record is from RefSeq and is a predicted model, not a curated record.